This is a messenger RNA of Ciona intestinalis (vase tunicate), 1779 nucleotides long. The record is from RefSeq and is a predicted model, not a curated record. Lineage: Eukaryota; Metazoa; Chordata; Ascidiacea; Phlebobranchia; Cionidae.
AUGGCAAGUCAAUUUACCAUUCAACCUGACAAUGCAAAAGGCACCAUCGCUAACAAGGACCUUCUCAUGACUUGCCAAUAUCCAAGUUACUUCAAAUCGGUUCGGUGGUUAGGGCUGGACAAGCAAGUUAUCACCAAUAUGACCAAGGGGGUUAAACUUGAUAAAGAUGGUCGCCGACGAGAGCUUUACCUUACAUUGGUGAAUGUAUCUUCUGAUAUGAAUGGGAUGUACACAUGUGAAGGAUAUGAUACAGCCAUCAAUCAAACUGUGGCAGAAACAAGGAUAGUAACUGUCUUUGAACCAAUUGGUUUCGUGAACCCAAAGACUGAGCAGACAUUUGAACUUGGCCAAACAGUGUCUGUUAUAUGCCAGGUGUCUGGUAAUCCUCCACCAAGUGUGGUUUGGAAACAAGGAACACAAAGUCUUGAAGGGACUCCUGAGAAUAGUCGCAUCUACCAAGACCUAGAUACCAACAACUUGAUUAUCAAGAACAUCACUAAAAAAGAUGAAGGAAAAUACACUUGUUUGGCAAGGGAGCUUUCUAAAGGACAAACACGCAACUUGCCAGUAUUUGUUGAUGUACAAUGUAUUAACAUGCUGUAUUUAGUUGGACCUGCUGGAAUACAAGUACCUAAGAUGGUGACAGGAGUACAAGGAGGGGACGUGACACUCACAUGCAAUGCAACUGGUGAACCUGAACCAAUGUAUAAAUGGUACUUUGGCGAUGGAAUGACAUUCACCAACUCCACCCUUGUAAAGGAUGGCGUCAGUGAGGAUGGGAAAGUCCUUAUAGUUUCCAAUGUAACAGCAGGCGAUGCCGGCAAAUAUACUUGUAUUGCAAAGAACAUUCAUGGAACUGACAGUGACACAACAGAUGUCAUUAUUAAUGUUCCACCAACCAUCAGUAUAAUAUUGGGGGAUUCUGUAGUUGAGGGAGACAAUGCAAGAAUUGGUUGUUCAGCAACUGGUAUCCCUACGCCUGUUGUCACCAUCUUCAGACAUGGAGUGGCGUUGAACAGCUCGCAGUUAAGUGAAACCACCCCGAUGACAGUUGAAUACAACAGUGGAGAAGCUCAGAUUCGUUUCACCCCAUCUUCAUAUGCCGAUAGUGGAGAUUAUACUUGUAUUGCUUCUAAUUCAGCUGGAAACAUUGAAGGAGUUAUUAAGCUGGAUAUUCAAUAUGCUCCACGUGAGACGACUCUUCCAGAAGUUUACGCUUGUUUGAACGAGAAAGCCGAACUUUCUUGUAUAUUCGACGCAAACCCCAAACCCACCCUCACUUGGGGUAGAAUGUUACCUGUUGCUGCUGCGGAUGACGAUUUUCUUGCCGUCUUCACGAGCAACCAAUCUGUUGGAGUAACUCCCGAUGAAGCUGAAGUGACGAUGACGUUUACUCCCAUUGUUCCCGAUGACAACCUCAGUGUUCAAGAUCAAGGAGGUGUCUUGAUGCUUAAGAUAAGCGAAGUGAAUGAGGAAUCAUACGGUAAAUAUUAUUGUCGAGCACGUAACGAACAUGGGGAACAAACUGCUGUUGGUGAGCUGAUGAUGGCAAUGAAGUCUUCCAAACCACUUAAUGUGGAGGUGGUCGACGCAUCCACCAGGCAAGCGAACGUGAUAUUCUCCCCACCCUCCAACAUUGUGUCGCAAAUCUCCAGAUACCUCAUUUCUCUCUCCUCUGGGAGCCAACUCGUCCUCGAGGAUGAAAUCGCCGCAGGUUCGUUGCCAGCUGCUCAUUGGUUAACAGCCGGCCAAUCCCGUGGUUCCGCACCACUAAUUUGA